AUGGCGGGACGAUGGUUCACUGCGUGGUGGGGACUUCAUCGUUGGCAUCGUGGGGGGAAAGUAAUCGUCGUCAUCGUCGUCAUCGUCGUCAUCGUCGUCAUCGUCGUCAUCGUCGUCGUCCUUCUUGUGUUUGCGCUGUUUCUCCUGCUCAUCCUCUUCGCCGGCGCUGGAGAUAGGGUCGGUGCCUGGAGACUUGGGGCUGGAGACCUGUGUGUCCGUGACCGAGACGCUCGACGCCUUCUUCAUGAGGUUGGGCGGAAACGCCGGCUGCAGACUACCACGUGGGGCUGUCAUCCAAGCCGGAUCGUCCGACACGUCAUCGUCGUCGCUAUCACCGUAGUACGGAGACUGCUGCGAGUGCUGUUGCUGGUUGGACACACGCACCGAGAGGCUGCCGCGAACGGGUGGCGCGUUGUGGUUCACCAGGCCUUCAUGGUAAGGCAUGUAGGCCAGAUCCAGUUCGUUGCUGCUGCGUGUUUCCAGCAUCAGCGACGCUAG
Phytophthora nicotianae INRA-310 is the source of this 498-nucleotide messenger RNA. RefSeq lists its product as hypothetical. The record is from RefSeq and is a predicted model, not a curated record. NCBI's taxonomy places the organism in Eukaryota, Oomycota, Peronosporomycetes, Peronosporales, Peronosporaceae. Bases 1 to 498 code for a protein of 165 amino acids. The transcript has a single exon.